GAUAAAAUUUCCUCGAAGACUUCCGCAUGCGCACCACCUACUUCCUUUCCUCUUUACGGCACCAAGAUGGUGAAUGUGCCUAAGACCCGCAGAACCUUCUGCAAGGGCAAGAAAUGCAAAAAGCACACCUUGCACAAAGUGACACAAUACAAGAAGGGCAGAGAUUCUGUCCACGUCCAAGGUAAAAGAAGAUACGACAGGAAACAGAGUGGUUAUGGUGGUCAAACGAAGCCUAUUUUCCACAAAAAGGCAAAAACUACAAAGAAGGUUGUACUGCGUAUGGAGUGCACAGACUGCAGAUAUAAGAAACAAAUCUCAAUUAAGAGAUGUAAACACUUUGAACUUGGAGGAGACAGGAAGAAGAAGGGCCAGAUGGUGCAGUUCUAAAUUCAUGUCGAUUCCUGUAUUUAAGACCAUCUUUGUAUAUUAAAGUGAAAAAAUAUUGAACAUGAA
Messenger RNA from Lingula anatina, 453 nucleotides. RefSeq lists its product as uncharacterized. The record is from RefSeq and is a predicted model, not a curated record. Gene Ontology annotation, molecular function: structural constituent of ribosome. Gene Ontology annotation, biological process: translation. Gene Ontology annotation, cellular component: ribosome. NCBI's taxonomy places the organism in Eukaryota, Metazoa, Brachiopoda, Lingulata, Lingulida, Lingulidae.